AUGGAACAAAUUAACGUCGCGCAGGCAGAGUGCAAGCAGCUAACGCUGCGGCUCAGUAAGGCCAAGCAGCAGAGUCGAGAUGCUACGUUACAACUUCUGGCCAGUAACUGUCGACAGCGGUUGGAUGGUACUGGUCUCAACUUUAGUGAAUAUCGUACAUUGAAAGGACAUUUUGAUAAGGUGGCAGAUGUAGCAUGGGUUCCUGAUAAUAGACACGUGGUGAGUGCAUCUCAGGACGGCUUUUUGCUAGUUUGGGACAGUAUUACAGGGUUCAAAAGUCAGUUGAUAGAGUUGGACGAUCCUUGGGUGAUGUGCUGUGACGUGUCACGUGAUAGCCGCUUGGUUGCAACCGGAGGUCUUGAAAAUGCCUGUAUAGUCUACAAGCUUGGACUGGACCAAGGCGAUGCUCAGAGUCAAAGUGAAAAGUCAAUUUUGGCAAUAUUUAAGGGCCAUAGAGAGUACAUUUCGGGACUCUCCUUUCUCAGUGGUUCUUCGUCACAGAUUGUCACGUGUUCCGGAGACAAGUCUUCGAUUCUAUGGGAUACUACCAAGGGUGGCCAGGUUGGCACGUAUUACGGACAUCUAGGAGAUGUAUUAUCACUGAGUGUAAAUAAACAGGACCCCAAUGGGUUUGUCACAUGUUCGUGUGACCGCAUGGCAUUAGUAUGGGAUGCAAGAAUACCUACAAGCGUGAGGAAGUUUUCGGUAUCUAAUGUGUGCGACGCAUCUGCAGUACAAUUCUUCCCGGAUGGUCACAGCUUUGCAUGUGGAUCAGAUGAUGGUACCAUAAAGAUGUUUGACAUGCGAUCUGAUGGAGAGAUUGCGGAGUAUGGAACGAGCGAGAUACGGAAAUAUAAAUUGAAAGCUUCGAGGAUGUACCCCACGGCUGCUAGUACCACAUCAGGAUUGAUGGGAUCAGCACAGGCAUCUAUGGAGGCAUCAAUAGACAACCCCGGUGUCGUUUCGAUAGAUUUUAGUCGAAGCGGGAGACUCCUGUUCACUUCAUAUGGUGAACUUAACUCUGUUAUAGUAAGAGACACAAUUACAGGGGAGAUAAUAGGAUCUCUAGAGGGUCAUAGAGAGUGUAUCAAUCGUAUAAAGGUGUCGGAUGAUGGAUUGGGUAUAGCGACGGCCAGUAGAGACCAUACGGUGAAAAUAUGGAGUUGUUAG
Molecule: messenger RNA, 1170 nt
Organism: Brettanomyces nanus
Lineage: Eukaryota; Fungi; Ascomycota; Pichiomycetes; Pichiales; Pichiaceae
Exons: 2
Coding region: 1-1170 (389 amino acids)
Biological process (GO): G protein-coupled receptor signaling pathway
Cellular component (GO): heterotrimeric G-protein complex; cytoplasm
Molecular function (GO): signaling receptor complex adaptor activity; protein binding
Source: RefSeq, a predicted model, not a curated record